AAUCAGAAUCUCAAUAUUAGCAGCCAUUGUUACUACGCCACUUUGAUUAGCUUAGCUGACACUAGAUAUGGCCCGGGAUUAAGAAAAAAAAAAGGUAUACAUAACAAAAUACACCAGGAGAUAUAUUUGUAGGAGUAAUAUUGAUCGUCUAUCAUAUAAGUACAGAGAAGCUACAACCGGAACAUGGUGAGUUGUUCUACUUCCUAAAGCAUUCGUAUGUACACUUCUUAUAUAUGCAGGAAGCUGAUCGGAGAAGAACUUUCGGGCAUGAGGGUUAACGAUCUACAGAAUCUCGAAAACCAACUGGAAACAAGUUUGAGAGGCAUUCGACUGAAAAAGGACCAGCUUCUCACUGAAGAAAUCAGGGAACUUAACCUGAAGGGACAAAUCAUCCAUAAAGAGAAUUUGGAGCUGCAUAGCAUGAUAAACAUGAUUCGUGAAGAAACUACGAAAGUGCAAAAGAAGGUAUUUCGAAAUAUGAAACUCUUAUGCGGGCAUCAAAAGAGAGAUGAUAGUCAUCACCUGGGCUCAUGGAACACAGGAUGUGACAGAAGGCAGUACAAGUGCAAAUCCCACCAGCAUUGCAUAUGA
Messenger RNA from Tarenaya hassleriana, 591 nucleotides. Its product is annotated as MADS-box transcription factor ANR1-like. Bases 217 to 591 code for a protein of 124 amino acids. Gene Ontology annotation, molecular function: DNA-binding transcription factor activity. Gene Ontology annotation, cellular component: nucleus. Gene Ontology annotation, biological process: regulation of DNA-templated transcription. The transcript has 4 exons. NCBI's taxonomy places the organism in Eukaryota, Viridiplantae, Streptophyta, Magnoliopsida, Brassicales, Cleomaceae. The record is from RefSeq and is a predicted model, not a curated record.